Microbotryum saponariae is the source of this 769-nucleotide messenger RNA. NCBI's taxonomy places the organism in Eukaryota, Fungi, Basidiomycota, Microbotryomycetes, Microbotryales, Microbotryaceae. The record is from the annotation of a GenBank genome assembly.
AUGAAGCUCCUACUCCUCCUCGGCGUCGUGUCAUCAGCGCUGCAUUUGGUUCUGGCACUGACGGUCAAGCAAAGGCCACUAAUCGUUGCUCGAGGAAGUGAGUGGUUUUUACGUAACAGUGUGUCUCACUCACGAUCGAGCAUCACCACGGACUCGGCUGAUCCCGAUUUGCGCUACCCCCUGCCAGUGAGCGCAACGGCGGAUUGUGCAGGAGUGAGCACAGUCGUUUGCUCGGUACCCGAGAGGAGUUCUCCAGAGAGUAGUGAGUCAAUCGGACACCUCUAGGUCCCUUCACACAGCAUCAGAGAUGCCUCCCGCAGCCUUGAGCACAUGAGCAGCGAGCUUCAGAGCUAUCAAGUAAUUUCCGCUUGUGCUCGGAGCUGAUGUCAAGCUCUCGUUCUCACCCCACCCCUUCACAGAAACCUACCGCCAAUUCAUGAAAGUCCAAUCCAUCGCCUCCCAACUAAGUUGGCCCAACGGGCUCCUUAAACCCACCUACGAAGAAGUCCUCACCUUCUACGCGCUUCAACAACAAGGAACGAUCGGUGACGUCGACAUCUCCCGACCCUGGAGCAUCUUUUCCUCCGCUUUGGCGAAAUAUAAUGCGUGGAAGGAGGAUGAGGGUGUUUCCUGCGAUGAAGCGAGGUCGAGAUAUGUGAGAAUGUUUGUCAAGCUUUUGGAGAGGGCCAGGGAUCAACAGGAGUCGUCGGGGCAUGGGGAUCUGGCAAAGACGCUCGCGAUGUUUAUGAAUAAGAUUGUGUCGAUUUAA